AUGAGCCGAUACGACACGGCACUCACCACUUUUGCGCCGGACGGUCACCUCUUCCAGGUCGACUACGCUCUUGAAGCCGUCCGGAAGGGUACCUGUGCGGUCGGCGUUCGCGGAAAGGAAUGCGUCGUGCUCGCCGUAGAGAAGAAGUCGGUCUUGCAACUGCAGGACCCGAGGACGGUCAGGAAGACGGCGAUGCUGGAUGACCACGUCUGUUUGGGAUUUGCUGGCUUGACCGCCGACGCCCGCAUCCUCAUCGACAAGGCGCGCAUCGAGUGCCAGUCGCACCGCUUGACCGUCGAGGACCCCGUCUCGGUGGAGUACAUCACCCGACACAUCGCCGGAAUCCAGCAGCGCUACACCCAAUCAGGCGGUGUCCGUCCGUUCGGCGUCUCGUGCUUGCUCAUCGGAUUCGAUCACGACGACCCUCGCCCGAGGCUGUAUUUGACGGAGCCGAGCGGAAUUUUCAGUGCUUGGAAGGCAAACGCCAUCGGCCGCUCCUCCAAGACCGUCCGCGAGUUCCUCGAGAAGAACUGGAAGGCCGACAUGACCAAGGACGAGACCGUCCAGCUCGCGGUCAAGUCGCUCCUCGAAGUCGUUCAGACUGGAGCGAAGAACAUUGAUUUGGCGGUCAUGGACGGGUUUGGGAGUGUCAGGAACCUCACGCAAGACGAGCUCGCGGCGGUUGUCGAGCAAAUCGAGAAGGACAAGGAGGCUGAGGCAGAGCGCAAGCGAUCUCGCCUCGCACAGGCAGCCGCAAGCCGAGAUGCCAUGAUCUCGGGCGGCGGCAUCGGAGAGGGCGCGGAGGGAACGGGCGCAGUGACGGCUGAGGAGGAAGCAGGCGCAGGAGAGGUCUAG
Rhodotorula toruloides NP11 is the source of this 855-nucleotide messenger RNA. Its product is annotated as 20S proteasome subunit alpha 4. Gene Ontology annotation, biological process: ubiquitin-dependent protein catabolic process. Gene Ontology annotation, cellular component: nucleus; proteasome core complex; proteasome core complex, alpha-subunit complex. Lineage: Eukaryota; Fungi; Basidiomycota; Microbotryomycetes; Sporidiobolales; Sporidiobolaceae. The transcript is spliced from 7 exons. The record is from RefSeq and is a predicted model, not a curated record. Bases 1 to 855 code for a protein of 284 amino acids.